This is a messenger RNA of Myzus persicae (green peach aphid), 1764 nucleotides long. Its product is annotated as neuferricin. Bases 146 to 958 code for a protein of 270 amino acids. Gene Ontology annotation, cellular component: endomembrane system; membrane. Lineage: Eukaryota; Metazoa; Arthropoda; Insecta; Hemiptera; Aphididae. The record is from RefSeq and is a predicted model, not a curated record. The transcript has 4 exons.
UACUAUAGUGUAUAGCAUGGUUGUUACUUAUAAAUAAUUAUUACUUAUUAGUUAUUAGUUAUUAUUAAUUAUUAGUUAUUACAGUCGUAUUGUAAAUAAAUCAUUGUAAACGCAUAACGGCUAACGAUAUUCAUUUUAAGUUAAUAUGGAGGGUUUCAAUUUAAAAAAUACUUUUUUCUCAUGUAUAACAAUUGUAGUAUUAAUAUUAUCUAUGCUAUUUUUCUAUGAGCCCGCUCAAAACUUACUGUGUAGCUUUGCGAUUUUUGAACGAUUCUUAAUCAACACGCCUAAAGUAUGUUCUCUUUUCGAUACAACUCGAUUAAGUCGGUACAACGGUGUUGAUGGUGGCAAAAUAUAUUUAUCUAUUCUUGGUCUUGUAUUUGACGUGACAGAGGGUAGGAGAUUCUAUGGACCAGGUGGUUCAUAUAGUGGAUUUUCCGGUCGUGAUGCCAGUCGUUCAUUUAUAACUGGCUUAUUUGAUGAAGAAAACUUAACUGAUCACGUCAGUGAUAUGGAUCCAAAUGAUUUGAUAGGACUGGAUACGUGGAUCAAUACUUAUAAGAAAAAAUACAAAGAAAUUGGAAAAUUAAUCGGACGUUAUUAUGAUUCAUCUGGUAAAGAAACUGACUACAGAAAAUUGGUGUUUGAAAAAAUAGAAUCAAGUAAAAAGGCUAAAGUAGCUAAGAAUGAAGAAAUGAUACGAUAUCCAAGUUGUAAUGUAGAAUAUGUUCAAGAAAACCAAAAAAGUAAAGUCUGGUGUACUGCAUUGAGUGGUGGCAUUAAAAGGAAUUGGAUUGGAGUACCUCGAAAAUUACAAUCAUUGGAUGAAAAUGGAAAAUUGUCUGUGCGCUGUGCAUGUGUACAACUAGAUACCUUAAGUAAAGCUGAACUGAAGCAUAUCAAUGAGUAUGAGGGUUGCGAUGCUAACGCCACAACUUGUUAUGUCAAAGUCAGUUAACCUAACUUGUUCUACUAAUAUGUGUAAUUUCGUGUUUUUGUUAUGCCAUUUUACCAUUCUAGUAUGGUUCAAAUGCAAAAUGUUCUUUCUGUGAUAAAUUCCCACAUAGUAUCCAAAUUGUUAACCCAAGUGAACAAUAGGAAAAGUUAUAUUAUAUCGUUGAAUCUUAUUGUUUAGAAUAAGUUUAAUUUAUGUGCCUACAAACUACUCUAUGUACUAAUUAUAUUAUAAUGUUUACAAUUUUUAUACAAAAAUAUUCAUAAACAAAAAUAACUCAAUGAUUAGUGAGUUGUUGUGUUAUGACACUUGGUUAUAAUUUAUAAAUUAUAAUAACAUAAUUACCAGGUUAAAAAAACUCAAUAGUCAUACAUGUAAUGGUAAAAUAAUAAAGUUUUUUACAUUUUGUAUCUACAUAAUAUACAAAAAACCUUAAAAAAACAUUGAAGUAAACAUUAAAUCAGCUGUUAAUUGUUAUAAUGCAUUAUUUCUCGUUACUUUAUAUUAUAAAAUUUAUUACACAGAGUUAACCUGUACCUAACCUAUCAAAAACAUUGAAAUGUAGGAACUGUUCAUUGAUAAUAUUUAUUAGUUAUUUUAACUAUAACUAGUUUAUAAUAAUAAAUGUAGCUUGCAACAUAAUAUUAAAUGUGUAUAUAGAUUAUAAUGAUGUUUUGUUAAGUCAAAUUGUGUGUAAGCUACCUACAUAAAUAUUUAUAAUUAAAGUAUGUAAUACUCUGUAGAUAGACAGUAUUAUUAAAGUUUUAGGUUGGAAAUUAAAAUAUAAUAAAGACUAAUAUAAUAUUGAA